AGCGUGCAAGCAUAUACGAGCACACACCCCUCUCGAAAAAAUGGCGUGCAACAACGAAGGAGUCAAAAAAUUUGUGCAGAAAAUUAUAGACGAAAAUGUCAUUGCCGUGUUUGCGAAAACGGAAUGCCCGUACUGCAUUAAGGCCAUCUCCAUUUUGAAAGGAUAUAACGUGGGCAAUAUGCAUGUAGAAACAAUCGAGAAGAACCCCAACAUGGCGGACAUCCAAGCCUACUUGAAAGACCUGACAGGAAAGAGCUCCGUGCCGCGGAUAUUCAUCAAUAAGGAGAUUGUCGGCGGGUGUGACGACUUGGUGAAGGAGAACGAAGAGGGAAAGCUCCAGGAGCGCCUGAAGAAACUGGGUCUUCUCAGUUAAAUCGAAGGGAAUGCAAAAACCUGGGAUGAAGGGCAUUCGCUUUUAGGGCGCCCCUACCUGGUACUGCUAACGUUGUAGCAUCGUUUUCGCCGUAGCUUGAUUGAAAAAAAAAGCGGAAUUAAUUUGCGCAUUUUGUGUAGACCAUGCAGCGUUCCUGUUGUUACGAGUGUGUGAAAAUUUUUCGCCAGACGGACACCAACGUUGUAGUGUGCAUAUGUAAAUGUAUCUGCGCGCGCAUAAUUGUGUGCACAAUAUGUACGUAGCGGUAUCAGUGUGCAAAGAAAUGGGAACAUAGUUGCCCCCGUUUUUUAGAGAAACCUUAAGCAAAAACUGAAAAGGGUUAUAAGAGAGCAACG
Molecule: messenger RNA, 729 nt
Organism: Plasmodium coatneyi
Lineage: Eukaryota; Apicomplexa; Aconoidasida; Haemosporida; Plasmodiidae
Product: Glutaredoxin 3
Exons: 5
Coding region: 41-373 (110 amino acids)
Source: RefSeq, a predicted model, not a curated record